Octopus bimaculoides (California two-spot octopus) is the source of this 3662-nucleotide messenger RNA. RefSeq names its product protein O-mannosyl-transferase 2. Gene Ontology annotation, biological process: protein O-linked glycosylation via mannose. Gene Ontology annotation, molecular function: dolichyl-phosphate-mannose-protein mannosyltransferase activity. Lineage: Eukaryota; Metazoa; Mollusca; Cephalopoda; Octopoda; Octopodidae. The record is from RefSeq and is a predicted model, not a curated record. Gene Ontology annotation, cellular component: endoplasmic reticulum; membrane.
UCAAAGGAUGGCUGCUGAAGUUUUAAAAUAUCUCAGAGUGGGCGCGGUUAGAGUAAAGGGAGGUAACUUGUUUCAUUCUAUAGAGACAGAAAUUACAUUGUUGAUAACUAUGUUACUAGGGAGUUGUGGUAGUGUUGAACAAAAUAAAGACAAUGUGUGACUGUUGACAGCUUUACAGCUAUCUAUAAUGUGAAAAGAAAAAGAAGACGUAUGUGUGAACCAAAUAUUUUUCACUGCCGUUCCAUAUCCGUGCCUUAAAGAUGAAUGAAGAUAUAAAUGUGGAUUCCGAUCUUUGUGAUCGCUUCCGAUACCAAAAUCGUCAACUCGACAACUUAACGGCAAACGAGUACCUCGCAUUCAAGAAAAAUUACGAAGAAAAUUUUAAAGAGCAACACCCAGUUGAUGGUGCUGAAGAUGGCUAUAAACUUUCAACCGAUGGAGAAAUAUAUGAACACAAAAAAUACGCACAGAACGACGUGACUACUUCCACUGAUAUAUCAUCGGAAUAUUUUGCUAAAGAAAAUGGCAAUGUGACCAACAAGACAAAAAAUGAAAUCUCCCCACAAAAGCCACAAGAAAAUGAAAUAUCGCCUCUUCCCUACAAUCGAAGACUGUUUACAUCCUGUUUGUCUUUAUUGACUUUAAUAUCUUUAUUAUCUCGUCUUUACAAGAUAGAGGAACCACCUCAUGUUUGUUGGGACGAAACUCAUUUCGGUAAAAUGGCCAGCUGGUAUAUUCAGAGAACGUUUUUCUUUGAUGUACACCCACCUUUAGGUAAGAUGCUCAUUGCUUUCUCUGGUUUGCUCACCGGUUACGAUGGUAAUUUUCCUUUUGCUAAACCAGGUGACGAGUAUGAAGACACACAAUAUGUUGGCAUGAGAAUUUUCUGUGCUCUCCUCGGGACUGCUAUAAUCCCAAUCAGUUUCUUAAUUGUUUGGGAACUUACGAAAUCCAUUAUAGCAUCAUUUCUAGCAGGUCUUAUAAUUCUGGCUGACACUGGAAUCCUCACGUUAUCCCGGCACAUUUUACUGGAUCCCAUACUCUUGUUUUUUAUUAUGAUGUCUACAUAUAGUAUUCUUAAAUUUGUAUCACUGCGACAGAAGUCUUUUACAUUAGAAUGGUGGUUCUGGUUAUCUACCACAGGGAUGUUCCUUGCAUUUUCCAUUGGGGUCAAAUUCGUUGGAUUAUUUGUUAUUUUACUUGCGGGCUACACAACUGCCAAAGAUUUAUGGGACAUUCUUGGCGACACAUCCAUACCGCUCUUUUUAUUCCUCCGUCACUUCAUCGCUCGAUCACUGUGUUUAAUCAUUUUACCAAUAUUUAUCUACAUGCUUAUAUUUUGUGUACAUUUUAAAAUUCUUCAUAAAAGUGGCAAUGGAGAUGGUUUCUACAGUUCUGCAUUUCAAUCUCAGCUUAUUGGCAAUAAACUUUACAAUGUCAGCAUGCCAGAGAAUGUAGCCUAUGGAAGUGUAAUUUCUCUGAAACAAAAGAGAGCUGGUGGUGCUUACUUGCAUUCCCAUCACCACCUUUAUCCAGAGGAACAUCCUCCUCGACAGCAACAAGUUACUACCUACAGCCACAAAGAUGAGAAUAACUUGUGGAAAAUUAAAUAUCCAGAUAGAGAAGCACCAUUUUCAACAUCACCUCAGAUUCUGAAAAAUGGAGAUCUGAUUCGGCUGGAACAUGUAAUAACUCGUCGGAACCUACACAGUCACCAAGAAGUAGCUCCCAUUACACAGAGACAUUAUCAAGUGACAGGUUAUGGUCAGGAUGGUGUAGGCGAUGGUAAUGAUAUGUGGAUUGUUGAAAUUGUUGGAGUAUCUGAUAGGAAUUCUGUACAGACUGUACGCAGUAAAGUCCGUUUAAUACAUUACUAUAUGCGAUGUGCUCUUCAGUCCCAUGAUAUGAGAUUGCCGAAAUGGGGCUGGGAACAGCUUGAAGUCACUUGCAACCCUAAUAUCAAAGAUCCCAAAACUUUGUGGAGUGUAGAAGAAGUGUGGGAUUCACGGUUGCCUAAUGUUAGUUUUGAGGUAUACUCUCCUAAUUUCCUAGAGAAAUUUAUUGAGAGCCAUGUUGUUAUGACUCAAGGCAACAGUGGCCUAAAACCAAGUGAAGGUGAACUGACGUCCAGACCCUGGCAGUGGCCCAUUGACUACAGAGGGCAAACAUUUUCUGGUAAAGAUCAUCGAAUAUAUUUAUUAGGUAAUCCAGUGGUUUUCUGGGGAAAUAUUGCUGUCUUUGUGCUAUUUCUCAUCAUUUAUAUUGUAUAUGUAAUCCGGCACCAGCGAGAUCCCACAUAUCAGGAGAAAUUAAUUAGUUUUAACCAGAGGACAUUUAAUUCCUGUUGGUGGUUGAUUCUUGGUUGGGCCUUACAUUAUUUUCCAUUCUGGGGUAUGAGUCGUGUUCUAUAUUUCCAUCAUUAUUUCCCAGCAUUCCUAUUCAAUGCCAUGUUCACUGCUAUCAUGCUUGAUUAUCUCAUCACACAUUUUACCAUAAGUUUCCCUGAACAUUUAGCAACAACUUUCUACCACUGGUCACUAGGAUUGGUAAUUUCAUGCCUUGGAUUCAGCUUCUAUUUAUUUGCCCCACUUGCUUAUGGUAUGUCUGGUCCAGAGGCUGCUGAUGAAUCAAGUAAAAUGCAUAAGUUAAAAUGGCUGAAUUCCUGGGAAAUCUAAUACAUACAGAGAUGUCUAGCUGUUAUUUCCUUAUGCAAACUACUGAGCUUUCUGAAUACCUUAAUUUAAGACCAUUAUAUUCAAUUACUUCAUUAGUUUUGUAAUUCCAUUUCUAUUACACACAUGUGCUGAACAAAUUACUAAUUAUGUUAAGUUCCUUCAACAUAAAAUGUUCUUCCUUAGUGGAUAUAUUUAACUUAGUAUGCUCUUAGAAAUUUACACUUGUAUGGCUUUAACAAUUUUUCAACAAAAUUUAUAAUUUCUAAUUCUAAUUUGGCAGCAAUACUUUUUAUCUUAAGCAUACAAAAUAUUGUAAUUUUUUGAUAAUUUAUUCUUUCAUUUAUUUCUUUAAUUUACUCAACCAAUUUUUUUAAUUACCUAAAUGUAUUUUCACCAAUUGUUUUAUUGUACACACACACACACACAUCCAUCCAUGUAUACACACAUGCUAUAUAUGUGUGUGUGUGUACUUUCAUAGUCUUCUAUGUCACAUCUAGUCACUGUUCUUCCUAUGUCACAGCCCUUGUUUCACUUGUACAUGCACAGCAUUUUUGGACCACAUGUAUUUUGUUCCCAUGCUAUUUAUUUUGAGGCCAGAUGUCCAACUCUGUUUGCAUGAUCUAUAGCUUAUCUGAGGUUUCCGUGAUGGGCACUUUGUCACUAUGGAUUAGAGGUGAUUAGUAACUCACCACUGAUGUUGAUGCCACCUUUCUGACCACUAAUUACCAUAUCAAGAUGUGAAAACCUUUGAAGAGAUGGCAUUUCCCUGUUUGGUUACUUUCCUGAUUGGAACUCUUAUGAGUGAGGAUAGAAGAUCUGUAUUAGUGGUACAUCCUGAAUUCACUUCCCUGAGAAGUUUGAUUUGUUGAGUGUUGAUCCCUUGCAUCUCCAGAGACUUCAGCACAUCAUUCACUUUGAUGCUACGCAUCAAAGUGAAGGAAGUGCUAUAUAUAUAUAUAUAUUUAUAUAUAUAUAUAUAUAUAUAUA